AUGGCUGAGAUAAUCGGAGUGGUGUCUGCUGGGUUCGGUAUAGCAGCGUUCGCCGUUCAAAUCACAGAUACGGUUCGAGGCUUACGCGGUGCCUCUGGGUUCAUCCAUAACAAGGCUCGGGGCGAGUUGGAACUUCUCAUCCGGCGCUUAGAAGCUCUUCGAAAAUCUCUGCUCUCUCUUGAACACGUUCAAUCAUCCAGCAGUGUUGAACAGGCUGUCACAAAUUGCCAGUUGGCAUACAGCAGCGUCGACGUUAUCCUGCAAGAUGUGACCCAGAAACUCUCUCGUCUACAAGGGAGCAAGCUAAAGCUUGCUCGGCACACCACAUCCAUUGCGGAACAACUGCGAGCGGCAAGGGAAAGACUUGACUCUGUCAUUGAAGACCUCACGCUUACUUGUGUACUCGUCGUCUAUGCCCGACACACUGCGGCGAGCGAUGCGCAGAAUGCAAGCUCUAUCUCGUCGCCAAAUGCUGCCAGCAAUCUCUCGCCUGCCACCAACCCAGUCUCUACAACGCAACUAAGCCAUCUAGCGAGCGCAUCAAGUAGAAGGAAAUUAGUGAACUGCGCACUGCACCACCUCUGGGGCUGGGAGUACUCCCCGUUGUCCACCCUGUCCAGACCCUGUGAUGCUCCGGAAUGUACAGCUAAACGCUAUCGCUGGGGCUUGAAGUUUGCACUAACCAGGUAUGGUGUCCCUUUCAUGGUGUCUACCAGUCUCGAAUUUCUUUGGGGGGCCGGGAAAUAUUCUCUCAGACCGGCACUUAGCCUUGAGAGGGUGGUAAACUAUACCUCCCCAGGAUUUGAGGCACUCUGGCAUUUUGCAAACGGCAAUUUGUCAGUCUUGGACACUCAGCAACAGUUUCGAGAGCUUGCGAGGUGCGAUCCAUCCCUGAAAGAUCAUAUCCACCCUGGUGGGCGCAAUUAUGUUCAGGAACUCUUGUACUACGGACCGGGCAACCAGGAAGCCCAAUUCCAGCUACUCAGAUUCUUCGUUUGCGAGUUAGGGAUGAGUCUAGAAAACCUGGACCAAAAGUUUCUGGUUCGUUGUGCGGAAUGGAUUGGUGAAGGUUGUCAUCUCAAUCUGCUUGAGGCUAUCCUUGAGUAUGGGUUCGAUCCUUCUUGUAGCGAUUCGCCAGUUUAUCAGGAUUGGCCAGCUGUUUGCUCUCCAAAUUGGCGCUGUGAGGAAUACACACCAGACCCCUUUUUUAUCGAGUAUUUGGCUAUUCUCGGUGACGCGUGUCCUGGUUUCGGUGGAUUGACGCCUCUGCAUGAUGCUGUGCUCCGCAAUAAUACAAGGCUAGCGCAGUCACUUCUUUCUCCCUCAACGUUGCAUCCACAAUAUAACUUUCUAGGCCAGACGGCAUUGCACUUGGCAGUCUGCAACACGGAUAUGGUUCAAUUGCUGGUCAACGCUGGCCAUGACACGGACGUUAUAGAUAAGCGGGGUAAUACUCCUCUAAUGUAUGCAGCCGCGACUGGGAACAUCAGUACAGUGCGGCUACUCUUGAAAGAGGGCGCAAAUCCAUUUCUGCGAGACCACAAGCUGAAGCGCAAUUUCAUUGAGUAUGCGGCAGCUCGUGGGAAAUGGCAUCUUAUAAUUGACACCCUUGUCUGCAUUAACGAGAUUUUUCCACCGAAGGUCUACCAGUAUUUUGUUCUCUCGGCUCUUAUGUCACUGGUCUGCAGUGUGAGGACAAUGAUGUCUGAUGCGUGGAGUAAUAUAUUCGCGAAACUUGUCGGUUCGCUGACUGAUCCUAACAUCAAGGUCGAUGAUGCUGAUCGUGACACCGAGAACAAUAAUCUUCUACAUUACAUUUCGAACCCCGAAGACGCUGCAAUGCUUUUUAAAUGUGGCUUCAACAUGAUCAACUCAGCCAAUAGUAACGGCGAGACAGCCCUAUUUUCCUUGAGUGGCAUGCUGGAUGGAAACCUUACUCAAUUCUUUCUUGACCAAGGAAUGAAGAUUAACCAUACAAAUCAUCGGGGCCGAACCUUCAUAUUCUCUCUUCUCUCCAAAUUGUCUCAUCUGAACUCCAGGACUUGGAGUCAACUUGACUCACUCCGAGUCUGUUUAAGCAGGGGCCUAAACAUUCUUUCAUCUGAUUCCUGCCGAUGCCCAUGCUCACCCCGAGGAUGCUUUUACCCUGCCGCAUUCGAUGUCAGUUUCCUAGACCCGGUAUUCAGUCGCACACCUAGCUUCGUAUGGGCGCUGGAAUUCGUCACACAGGUGGAGGAAAGUGGCGGGCGGGAUCUUGCUAAGACAGUCAUCCUCGGCCUUCUUCGCAGAUCGUGCUUCGACAGACUUGAGAUGACUCACGUCUGCUGCCAUAGAGGCCGUGGAAUACCAGAGCCACACCUUUCGGAACGCGACCCACUACCCGAGUCUGAGAUCGAGGAGAUACUAGAUGAGGAAAAGGAGUUUAUCGCACAGCUCGAGAAGGAAAUGACCUCUUUCUCUUCGAUGCUCUUCAGCGCCCUGCGGAGAGAUUGGAUGGUGAUUCUUAAGACCAAAUAUGAGGAGCAGGUCCAGGCGGCUGAAACGCAGAAGCAGCGUUCUGACGCUCUGUAUGGGCCUUCUAAGGAUAAAUACCAUGUUGAUUACGCAAACGACACAUACUACAGCGUCUUUAGUUGCCGACUCGAUAGUAAGCCUGCACCUAUAUCUAACUCGAUGGCUGAAUAUAUUAUUUGGUUUGAGCAUCAGUACAACAGAUAUAGAGCAAACCAGCCUGGAUAUACCGCGGCUCAGACACAGGCCUGGUACGACAAAAGACUGGCAUGGAUCUUGGAGCUUAUGAAACUUAUGGAAUUGAGUGCUGCAACAGUUGCUGAAGCGAUCAAGGUCAAAAUAAAGUGGAUGACCUGGCAUGAGCCGAAUGUCCCGGAUAAACAAUGCAUAAUUGCUCAUUUCUUGAGCUCGAUUGCAUCGCGAAAGGGUACAGAAGGUUGUUAA
This is a messenger RNA of Aspergillus calidoustus, 2955 nucleotides long. The record is from the annotation of a GenBank genome assembly. Lineage: Eukaryota; Fungi; Ascomycota; Eurotiomycetes; Eurotiales; Aspergillaceae.